AUGAGUCCAAACAAGUCCUACAAAACCGGCGAAGCUUUCAACACUGCCCUAGGUGCUGGCCUGCGCAGUACAUGGGCUGGGGCAGAUGCCAUCCACGGUGCUGUUAAUGCAGGAGUUAAAAUUCAAGGUGCCGUUGCCGAGCACAAGUGGACCAAAGCGAGGGUCAACGAACAGCUGCAGAGAGCUCAGCACCCGGAUGGCAAACCUAGGGUUGAUCACUCGGCGCAGUAUCAGGCUGCGAACCCUACACUGAGCAAUCUUGGAAACGAUAAGAACCUCUAUAACCGUGUUAAUGGACAGCGUUAG
This is a messenger RNA of Aspergillus oryzae RIB40, 306 nucleotides long. RefSeq lists its product as uncharacterized. Lineage: Eukaryota; Fungi; Ascomycota; Eurotiomycetes; Eurotiales; Aspergillaceae. The transcript has 4 exons. The record is from RefSeq and is a predicted model, not a curated record. Bases 1 to 306 code for a protein of 101 amino acids.